CCGUUUUCUUUUCAUCCCUCUCUUGCAAAACACAAGUUCUCUGUGCCUUCAGGUCCCCCUUCUCCCCCUUCAGCGCUGUCACCCACGUUACCCGUUCUCCUCCUUCAGUGCCGCCACCGACGUCACCUGCGUUCUCCUCCGAGCAAUCGUCAGUGCCGCCGGCGUCGCUUAUUCGAUUAUUUCUGUAUUUUUCUCUUUUCAGUCAGACAUCGACAAGAGUUGGAUUGCACUAGGUUGCACAGUUGAUGGAAGGAUAAGUCAGCCAUAUUUUGAUGGGUUAAUAUCAUUUCUUCAUUUUGCAAUGGCGGUUAUUGAUCGAGAUGGUAAAAUUUUGUGCCCUUGUCGAAAAUGUGUGAAUGUUGUUCGACAAAAUUUUCAAAUUGUUCAAAUUCAUUUGUUGCAACAUGGGAUUAUUUCAACUUACACUAUCUGGCACAUGCAUGGGGAACCCCGUGAAUCAAAGUGUGGACAGAGCUUGAGCACCCACACCUACAGACUACGAAUAAAAUACCUGAACCUUAAGAGUGCUAAGGGAGAGGAGUAUGCUAGAAGCCACCCACCGCCUGAAUGUGACCUCGAGAAAUGGAAAAACUUGAUUGAAGGGAAGUGGAAUGAUACCAAUUGGCUGGAUAAUAUGAUAAAGAUCCAAGCUGAACAUUGCUUCCAACCUAGUGUGGUUCCAACUACUCCGGAGGAGCUAUCUGUGAAGUUGCUCAAGCCAAGGUCGGGAUAUGUUAAAGGACUUGGGUUGAGGCCUUCCUUCUCUGUCAGGACUACCAGUGCUUCAACUGAUAUUGAUUAUGUGAGGCAUCUACAGAUGGAAAUACAAGAGCAAAAUGAGGAAAUUCAGUCACAAAAAGAGGAAAUUACAACACAGAAACAUGAAAUUCAAGCACAAAAAGAGGAAAUUCAAGCACAAAAUAAUGUGAUAGGAAAGAUGAAUGAGUCAAUUGUGGAGCAUUUGGACAUGACAUCAAGCAUCAUGGAGUUUCUUAAGAAGCAAGGUUUCAAAGGACAAUUUAGAGGAUGAGGUAUCCCAUGAACUUGUAUAUCUCCUUUUUAAUUGGUUUUUGAUGACGUUUGGAAGCAUACUCGCAAAUCAAGAUCAACUGUUGAAUUUUUUUUUUCCUGAAUUGAUACUUAGUUCUAGUUUCAAAUCAAGAUUGAGCGUUAUUAUUAUUAUUAUUUUUGUGAACUCUACGUUAGUUCAUUUUGGAAUUUGCCAUGAUAGUUUUUUUUAUUAUACUUAAUGGGUUAUUAUUAAAUUUGUUUGACGGAUAUAUUUUCAUUU
Camellia sinensis is the source of this 1291-nucleotide messenger RNA. Lineage: Eukaryota; Viridiplantae; Streptophyta; Magnoliopsida; Ericales; Theaceae. The record is from RefSeq and is a predicted model, not a curated record.